This is a messenger RNA of Contarinia nasturtii (swede midge), 2071 nucleotides long. RefSeq names its product peptidyl-alpha-hydroxyglycine alpha-amidating lyase 1 (gene Pal1). Gene Ontology annotation, biological process: peptide metabolic process. The record is from RefSeq and is a predicted model, not a curated record. Bases 398 to 1996 code for a protein of 532 amino acids. Gene Ontology annotation, molecular function: catalytic activity; protein binding. Lineage: Eukaryota; Metazoa; Arthropoda; Insecta; Diptera; Cecidomyiidae. Gene Ontology annotation, cellular component: extracellular region; membrane. The transcript is spliced from 8 exons.
CAAUCAAAUGUGUAUUACAAAUAAACAUGAAAACAUGAACUGUAUUUUUGGUUCAUGAAAUUGUGCGUUUAUUUUCGUUUAAUUUUCAUUUUAUUUUUCUAUUUCAAAACAAACUUGUGAUUGUGUGCUUAAUAUUAAUGGUUUCCAUAACAGUUGCGGUUUAUCAAGAGAACGUUAGAUGAAUGAACCGAUUAUAGUUUCUGUCGUUUGAUUACGAUAAAUAGCAAAGCUUGACGAAAUCCGAAAAAACACACUUUGAGCAAAUAUCAACGAUUAUACUCACAACAUUUGUUGUUAGACAAAAUACAAGAACAAUAAAAAAAAAUUCUAAGAAAAAUACGUCGUGUCAAGCGAUAACAACUUGCCAAUCCGAAACAUUCCAAUACCACCGCACAUUAUGAUGACGAUUGAUGCUAUUUCUCAACUUUUUGUGCUUACCAUUUUAUUAGCUACAGUGGUGAUCUCUCGAACAGAUCAGUUUGGCGUUGACGAACAAAUUACCGAUACAAAUCCAAAUGAAGCAAUGCGAAAAUUUCUUGAGCAACAUGGCAAACAGGCAUGGAUGGAACAGGGUGACGAACGACAGCCCAAAGUCAAUGUUCAACUAGAAUUAAGCAAAUUAAACUUUUCUCAUACAUGGGAACGAACGUGGCCAACAAAAGCGCGUGAAUUAGGUAGUGUGAGUGCGGUUAGUUUUGAUAAUGAUGAUAACCUAAUUGUGUUCCAUCGUGGUAACCAUAUUUGGGAUGGUUCGACAUUUAGUUUAAAUAAUGUCUAUUUGCCACGAAAUAAAGGUCCAAUCAAGGUGAACACAAUAGUUGCGUUCAAUCGAAAAACGGGCCAGGUGUCAUAUGAAUGGGGUAGUAAUAUGUUUUAUAUGCCACACGGUUUGACUGUUGAUCAUGAGAACAAUGUGUGGAUAACAGAUGUUGCUUUGCAUCAGGUUAUGAAAUUUGUCCCAAAUAAUCGAACAAAACCGGAAUUGACACUCGGUACAGCUUUUCAACCGGGUAAUGGUGCUUCAAAAUACUGUAAACCAACAGCGGUCGCUGUUCUACCAAAUGGCGAUUUCUUUGUAUCGGAUGGAUAUUGUAAUGCUCGUAUCAUCAAGUAUGCACGUAACGGCGAUAAAAUCAUUAGCUGGGGACUUAAUUCAUUUGCCGGUGAAUCAUUUCCACAUGCACCGCCAAACUUUUUUGCCAUUCCGCAUGCAAUGACAUUGGCCACCGAUUUGGGUUUGCUUUGCGUAGCUGAUCGUGAAAAUGGCCGUGUUCAAUGCUUCCAUUCAUCAAAUGGAACAUACCAUUCCCAAUAUCAUAGUGGAAUCAUUGGUGAUCGUUUGUUUAGUGUUGCUUAUGCACCAGUCAAUGGUGGACAAUUGUAUGUUGUGAAUGGGCCACAAAAUCCGGACUCAUUUCAUGCAGUAAUGGGUUUCAUUAUUAAUAUGCAAUCCAAUCAAAUAGUUGCAAAAUUCGGUCCAAACGAUGGUGUUUUCGAGAAUCCACAUGAUAUUGUUGUGUCAUCGGAUGGUGAAGAGAUAUACAUAGCACAAUUGUCACCUAACAUCGUUUACAAAUUCAACUCGAAAAAUCCGGCCACGUCGAAUAUCAUCAUUAAAGCGCCAACCGUUGUCAAGGCAACGGUAACAUUCGAUAAUAAUACAAAAACAUUGAACGAAUCAACGGAAUUGCCGACAUUGAAUUAUUUGCAAACAAGUCGUCAAAUAUUGUUCAUAAUUGGUUUGUUUGUAUCAUUUGUUUGUAUAACAUUGUUUGCCGUAUGGAUUAUUGCAAGACGACGGAAAUUAGUUUCAAGGAAUCGCCGAAGGCAUGCUUGGGACUUUCCGGCGGUUAACCGAAAAAAAACGGAUGGAUUUAAAUUAGGUAAUUUAUUGGAACGAAAUCGCGGAUUUGAAAAAUUGGAUCAGGAUGCAAGCGACGAAGAGCCAAAUUCAAGUACAAGUCAUUCACUGCUAUCAAACGCACAAUUUGCAUAAGUAUAACCUAGUUGAAAAGAAUUCAAGAAGAAAAUAAAAAUCAAUUAAUGUGAAGAUUUCUUCGCCAAAAAUAAA